Molecule: messenger RNA, 1893 nt
Organism: Saxophila tyrrhenica
Lineage: Eukaryota; Fungi; Ascomycota; Dothideomycetes; Mycosphaerellales; Extremaceae
Gene: NOP58
Product: Nucleolar protein 58
Exons: 2
Coding region: 1-1893 (630 amino acids)
Cellular component (GO): box C/D methylation guide snoRNP complex; small-subunit processome
Molecular function (GO): snoRNA binding
Source: RefSeq, a predicted model, not a curated record
AUGACACCCUUUAUCCUCACCGAGACGUCCGCCGGGUAUGCGCUGCUCAAGGCAAAGGACAAGAAGCUGCUCAAGCGGGAUGACCUGGCGAAGGAUGCAGAGACGGCGGAGGGCAUCAACGGGAUGCUGAAGUUGAAGCAGUUCAGGAAGUUUGAGAGUGCGAGCGCGGCGCUCGAGGAGGCGGCUGCGCUCACGGAGGGAAAGGUCACACCGAUGCUUUCAGGCAUGCUGAACGACUUGAAGGAGGAGAAGAAGAUAUCGCUCGCCGUCGCUGACCCCAAGCUCGGCAACGCGAUCACCAAGAUACCCGGCCUCCAAAUUUCACCUGUCUCAGACUCGACGACCGCCGACCUCUACCGCGCCAUCCGCGAACACCUCCCCUCCCUCAUCCCAGGUCUCAUGCCCGAGGAAAUCAGCACCAUGUCUCUCGGUCUCUCGCACAGCUUAUCCAGACAUAAGCUCAAGUUCAGCCCUGAUAAGGUGGACACUAUGAUUAUCCAGGCGAUAGCGUUACUCGAUGACCUCGACAAGGAACUGAACACGUAUGCUAUGCGAGUGAAGGAGUGGUAUGGCUGGCAUUUCCCGGAGAUGGCGAGGAUCAUCAACGACAACCUAGCAUAUUCGAGGGUCAUUCUUUCGGUGGGCAUGAGGACGGCUUGCGCUACGACGGAUCUCAGCGACAUCCUUCCAGAGGAGAUCGAGUCCGCGGUCAAGGCGGCUGCUGAGGUGUCCAUGGGGACGGAGAUCACUGAAGAGGACCUCGACAACAUCCAGGCUUUGGCGGAGCAGGUCGUUGGCUUUACAGAGUACCGACAGCAGCUCUCAUCCUACCUUACCUCGCGCAUGCAGGCCAUUGCACCAAAUCUCACCACCCUCGUCGGCGAGCUUGUUGGCGCUCGGCUGAUAGCACACGCUGGGUCCCUGAUGAACCUCGCGAAGUCACCAGCAUCUACAGUCCAGAUCCUUGGCGCGGAGAAGGCUCUCUUCCGGGCUCUCAAGACGAAGCACGACACGCCAAAGUACGGUCUCAUCUACCACGCCAGCCUGAUCGGACAGGCAUCCGGCAAGAACAAGGGCAAGAUUGCGCGCAUGCUGGCGACCAAAGCUACGCUUGGGCUUCGUGUCGACGCGCUCAGCGAGUGGGGCACGGCAGGCGAAGGCGCAGAAGAGGAGCCAACGGAGGAGGAGAAGGCCAGUGUCGGAAUCAAUGGACGCGCAAUGCUGGAGAGGCGACUGAAAGCUUUGGAGGGCAAGCCACUAAGAGCAAAUGCCGUAGCCAUUGGACCGCAAGGGCAGAAGCAGCAGGUCCAGCCAGCCAAGUUCGAUCUCAAGGAGGCGAGGAAGUACAACCCGGACGCCGAUGGCAUCUCACCCGACGCGCCAGCCGCGCAGCCCAAUGGUGUUGCAUCAUCAAGCAAGAAGCGGAAGUUGGUGGAGGAGAUGGACGUCGAUGUCAACGUACCCGCGAAGAAGCCCUCCAAAAUCGUGGCAGAGCCUGAUGCAGAUUCCUCCGAGGAAGAUGACGAGAGCGAGGCACCGCAAGACGAGGGUGAUGGCAAGCUUAUCACGUCUACGAACGUCAACGGCACUGCUUCCCGCACGGAGGCGAACGGCCAAAUACCGACACCAGCACAGACGCAAGCGAGCCAGCCAGGUUUGAAGCCGGAGGGGAAGGCCAGUAAGAAGGACAAGAAGAAGGACAAGGAGGGCGAGACGAAGGAGGAAAAGCGCGCACGGAAAGCCGAGAAGCUUGAGAAGAAGGCUAAGAAGGAGGCGAAGAGGUUAGCAGAGGCACAGGCAGGUGCUGGGGCGGAGAAGGAGAGCAAGAAGAAGAGGAAGGCUGAUGACAUGGACGGUGGGGAGAAGAAGAAAAAGAAGAAGGUCAAGGCUUGA